UACUUCAUGGUGCCCGCGUCACUCAGCACGGAAGGCUCAGGCCGUGGUGGUGGUGGUGGUGGUGGUGGUGGUGGUGGUUCUGACUCCUUCCCUUUCGCUUUCAUGGAACCAUAUUCUGAAACACUUUUAUCCGCACCUCCACUAUUCUCAAAAGGCCCUAAUUUAAGUUACACGGGUUUCUAAAGGUGUUUUUAUGAUUCAAGUGAGUAGAAUAACAAGAUUUCUUCUAUUAACGGGAGAAACUCUCUGCGGCCUUUGAAAACAGUCGUGGUGAGAGAGCAGAACGUUUCUCAGUACGGGCCUAGUGAUCUUGAAAUGAAGUCUUUCCCCGUGGAUGCCCCUUCACGUAGGCUCUGGUCGCUACUUUCCCACCAGCCUUCACAUGCUGCUGUGUAUGAAGGGAGCCUCAUGGUAUGUCUCUUGCAACGCCCCGGCUGCCGUCUCUCCACGCGGCCUUUUCCCUUCCAUCGCAAUUCUCUUGUCGCCGUCUCCCUUUAUAGCUUACCUUACCCUGAGCUUGGAGACGCAUAGAGCUAAGAUAAAUGCAUCCUAUAUAAAUAAGAGCCACGAUGCGAAUACUCGUAGUUAUAACAAGGACUACAGUAUCAAGGUAAUUUACGUGGAUAAUAAUUAACUUUGCUUCUGUAUAUUGAAUUACGCAGCGAAGAAGCGGUCAUCAGUGGCGUUGUGGCUACAUUCGUGAGGAAGAGGCAGUGGCUGUCUUGUACAAGAGGCUGGCGGGGAUCAGGGAAGAAUCAGGAUUUGGACUUGGGAAGAAGGUAAUAGCAAAGCGCGCCUUGAGAAAGCCAUGCGUUUCAGUUUAAAUUUAAACGUUGAGCGUUUAGAAUUUUUGUUUUCGGAUUAUCAAAGAGGAAAGUUUUGAACGAACCGAAGGAAGAUUUAGACUGUUACUCUAGAGAAAAUGAUAGAAAGUCCCAGUACUUAAGAAAGAGAGAGAGAGAGAGAGAGAGAGAGAGAGAGAGAGAGAGAGAGAGAAUCAUAACAUUUAAUGUAAUUGAAAUAUACUCGUACACCUAGCAGGUUUUUCCACGUUAUUUAUAUCACUCGGUGCUUCGGUGCUUACGUCAGUGUGUGUACAAGGUCUGGCAGGAAGCUUCCGUUGCCGCUUUUAAACAAGCACGACACAGGACUAAAGAACGACUACUAGCGUUAACAUUUACUUUUGACUCUUUUAUUUAGUUUUCAAACAUUUUCUGUCCCUGCCUCAAUAAUCGUUGGUACGAGUACACGUUGCUGUGUCAUCCAUCAAAGAAGUUCCAUGUAACAUCUCCGAAUCUAAUCUGGGCUCUAUUUUCGACUCUCUACCAUGGUUGUGUACUUCUUUCUUUACUAGUUUGAUUACUAAUUGUUUUAUUUAGGAUCGACAAGGUAGCAAGUUUCUUUUUUAUUUUUUUCUUCUUUUUUUGUGUCUGGCUGGCGUCCUAGACGCAUAAAAAAAAAAGGGAAAAAAAUCCACUACCCUAAAAGAUCUCUUCAUGAAAGUUUUCCCUCUAAAUAAUUCUCCCUGCGAUAAACUACCCCCCACAACUACACCUAACCUAACAACCCAUCAUAAUCUUAUACAUCAGGGCAGAAAUUAUUGUGAAUGGAAUCUUGCCGUUGGAAUAUUCAUGGGUGUAAUUUACCUGGGGAGGGACACUCAGGCGCCUCACGCCAUGGAGGUGGCUGGUGCCCACCGGGACACCGUGGCGUGUACAAACAUUACCUGCUGGGUGACGCGGCGCGCGCUGGAUCCUGUUGUUGUGCUGGUGGUGCAGCUUGGAAUCCCCACGAGCUACGUGACUGAUGACUACACUUCCUGGGGAAUUCUUAUCAUCACUUGUGUUUUGACUUCUUCGUUUGUAUAUAGGAAGGUGCGUACAAGAACAGCACUACGUAGAUCUAAAUGACAGGGCAAUGAUUUUUUUUUUUUUUUAAAGGAUGUGAAAGAAGUUUAUUUUAUUACAGGAUAUGACAUCAUUAAUAUAGACGACGAUUUCAACUUACCUAUCAAACAUCAGCAGGAGCAACAUUUUAGAUUGUUAGUUAACAAUUGAAGUUGAAUUAAACUUUGAAUUACGUUGUUGAUAUAUGGAACAGUCUUGAUAAGCAUAUUGUACUUUAGAUAGCAUUACUAUUGCAACGUUUAAAACUAAUUAGAGCAAUGGCUUGAAACUAGUCCACAUCUCGUCUUUUUUAUCUCACAACCGAUAAAUAGAUAGAUAAAUAAAAUUAAUAAAAAUAGUAUCUCUGGAGAUGCCUAUGUCUUCUUAAACGUGCAACGUUAAUUAAGUACACCACACUGCUACCCCGUGUAGGACAUCCCGUAGGCUUCCCUUCUUUGAUAACAAUUUUUCAUUCCCUAUGUAACCCCUUCUAUCCUCCUUCUUGUUGUCUUCUUCAUCGAGACUCCUUUCCGAUCUUACAUGCCUUCCGCCUUCCUGCCUUCCUGUUGCUUUCAACCUUUCCUGAGUUUCUUUCGACUUCCUUUCUUACUUCUACCUUCAUAUUGCUAUCUUUCCUUCAGUAUGUACGGAUCUUCUCUGCCUGCCUUCCAUACGCCUUCAUGUUUCUCUCUUUUCUCAAGUAUCUUCACACGUCCUGUGCCUUCCUUUUUCCUUCCUGUGAUUUUCUCCCUUCCUAGUUUGCACGGAUCUUCUCUGCUUUCCUUCCAUUCUUCAUCAUGUUACUGUCUUUUCUCGAGUAUUUUCCCACGUCCUACGCCUUCCUUUUUCCUUCCAGUUACUUUCUUCCGUGGUAAUGCACUCCUACACACUCCCUAACACCUUGGUGGGGGUCAUCGAGGAUCUCUAGGUACUCAAACACCCUGACGCCCUCUCGCUUUGAGGUCAAAAUUAUUCAUGGCGUGACAAACAGACUUGUCAUCCAAAUAUCGAUCUUUGUAGUAUAUUUUUCCGUCCGUAAAGUAAUAUGCGAAGUCGUCGUCGUUUUGUGCGCGAGAAAUUCAUGAUUUAUCUCUGGUUCUACACUCAAGUAAAUAUCUGUGAUUUUUUCUUUGUGUUUCAAUGUGUGUGUGUGUGUGUUUUUCUGCGUGUGUUAUGUUUACCCGAAGAACAAACACACACACACACACACACACACACACACACACACACAAACUUAUACUACAUACCCAUAAAUUCUAAUAUUGAAAAAAAAAAAGUUAUAAAAGUUACUCAAUAUUCUUUCUCUUCCUGUGCUUGGUGGUGUCAGCAGGUAAAAGUUUCAGUCCAGGUGAGAGGUAGUCGAGCGGAGCGGACGUGAUGUUUGUAUCUGGGCGAGGAGCAGCGGGGCCGCCUCGUGUGGUGUUGAUGGUGGUGGUUGCUAUCCUUGUUGGUGUUUCCGCAGCCUCCACGCAAGGAUCACUUACAGGAGCCGGCAUCACCCUUCAGGCUGACGGCGUCCCCACCAACCUGUCGGCGGCGUUUUGGGUGGGUGGGGAGGUGCCUGACAUGACGGAGGUAUCGGUGUGUGUUUGCCUCAAGUUUCUGCGAGGAAGGGCUAACUAUGAUACCCUUGUCAGCUACGCCACUUCGAACAACACCAAUGAACUGUAUAUAGGCUUCGCGUAUCCUUCCCGCCUGUUCGAAGCCUGGUGGGGCUUCACUCUCAUGGCUCGCGCUGAAGUCACCAGCGACAUCCUGCGGUGGUGGAGGCUGUGCUACGUGCACAACUUCACCACGCACUCCUAUACUAUCUUCUGGAACGACAAAGUGUACACCGGCACCUCACGAGGCCCAGAGGCGCUGAGCGGCGGCGGCAUCUUCGUAUUGGGCCAAGACCAAGACAGCCUGGGUGGGGGGUUUGCCUUCUCCCAGAGCCUCAACGCGGUGCUGGGGGACUUCCGCCUGUACACGCGGGCGGUGACUGAACAAGAAGCCGUCGAUUACACGAGCUGCCGCCCCACCAACCACGAGCCUAAGCCACUCAUAGAUUUCACGGACAUCAUGAAGGACUGGAGGCUGGAGGGCUCGGUGGAAAUCGGGGAGGUGAACAUGUCUGAGGUGUGUCAGGAGGAGUCUGUCUUCCACCUCGUGUUCCCUGAAAAACGGAUCUUCUCCCAGACCGCCGCGUUGUGUGAGAGUGUGGGUGGGAGCGUGGCGGCUCCCGCCACACCCGAGGAGAACCAGCGCAUCCUUGUCUCCGUGACCCCCUUCACGGAACAGUGCCUGGAUCCAGCAGGCGUGGUGGUGUACCUGGGGUUCAAAGCCAACCCAGAGAAGCGCACCCUGACCCACUACAGCACAGGCCGGGUUGCGCAGUACACCAACGUCACGUCCUCCUACAACACUGGCUACCACUGCCUAGGUUUCAUGAUCAUCACGGGGGUGCAGGCCAGCUGGCUACAGAUGCGCUGCCUCGACGAGUUAUGUACACUGUGUGCCUUCCACGGUGUUAGUCGCCUCAAGCUGCGAGGGCUGUGCGAGAUGUCGCUUUUCGACACAACCUAUCUAGUAGUGGGCGGCGCCGUGACGGGCAAACCCAUCUUGAAGGGCCACGACUACUCCCUGCUGCAGUGGGAAGGCGACACCUGGACACUGCUCUACCUGCCGGAUGGAGGGACAGCCAAGGCCACCAUGAUCCGCACUUUCCCCGAUCAGUACCCGGUGGGACGGCGAGACUGGCGAGUGGAAGGGGACCGUUGUCCUCCACCCAAGGGAGCUGUCUACACGCCCCUCGUCCUCUCCGCUUGCCAGCGCGAGCAGUUCACUUGCGACGACGGAUCUUGCGUCAGCAUCACCCAGCGCUGCGACCUGCUCACCGACUGCCCUGAUUUCAGCGAUGAGAUGGACUGCCACAUCGUGCAGGACUCAGGGUCGUACAUGUCAGAGCUGCCGCCCCCGCUGCGUGAUGGCUCUCCCGUCCCCAUCUCCCUCAUGGCCAACAUCACUUCCAUGGGGGACUUCUCUCUCCUCGACCUUCGGAUCUCCUUUGACCUCAUUCUCAUCUUCGUCUGGAGGGACUCAAGACUCACUUUCGCUCACCUUAAGGAAAACACAGACCUCAACCGUGUGCGGAGAGCCGCUCGAGUGUGGCGCCCUGAGGUGUUCCUGGAGGACGGCUCGGGCAGCAGAGUGGACCUGGAGGAGUACGACACCAGGACGCUCGUGCGCCGCACCUCACAGCCGCUGCCGGACCACUUCACCAGGCUCAAGGAGGACGAGCACUUCAAGGGCGCGGACAAUGACCUGGUGGAGCAGCGAACCCUCACGGUGCGGUCGGCGUGCCAGUUUGACCUGUCCAUGUACCCUUUCGACGUGCAGGCGUGCAGGGUGGUGGUGCGCUCCGUGCUGGGCGUACGCAGCCUCUCUCUACUGUCCGAGGGCGUGCAUUUCCUGGGGAGCCGCCGCCUGCUGGAGUACUACGUGAGGGAGGUGCGAGCUGAGGGCGGCCAUAGAGAAGGACUCUCGCACGUCACGCUUCACUUCACCUUCUACAACCUCUUCAAGUAUUACAUUUGUGGCACGUACGUCCCCACCACCCUGUUACUGUCCAUCACGCACCUCACCUUCUUCUUCCACCUGGACGACUUCACCAACCGCGUCAUGGUGUCCCUCACGGCCCUCAUGGUGAUGUCCACGCUCUUCUUGCAGACCAACCAGGCCAUGCCCCGCACAGCAUACCUCAAGCUGGUGGACAUCUGGUUUGUGUUCUGCAUCGUCAUGAACUUCUCAGUCGUGCUCUUAGUGGUGGUGAUCGACUACCUGAAGGAAGCGUCGCGCGGGACUCAGAUAGUGCCCGUUAGACCCUUCGUGGGCAAGGGCAAGGCGUCCCACCGUCCUCUGGUCAGCAUGUUGAACGCAUCCAUCUUUCUCAACACCUGCGGGAGGGUUGGUGUUCCCAUUGUGUACUUCACCUUCGUCUCCGUGUACUUCGGCUACACCAUCACCAAUAGAAAGGUCACAUGAGAAGCAGGCGAGUAAAGACGCUUCUGUGUCAUGUGAUGCUGGAUUGUCAAACGUUUCAGCGUCUCGUCUCGACUAUUUCCACUUUCAACAGACUUCAACAGAUGUUAUUGGUGUUUUCAAAGGUGAUUUCAUGAUUCAAGUAAUUCAAGUGAUUAAUAGGAAAAAUGCCCAUAAAAUCUCUAUAAGCAUCUUUGUGAUCUUUAAAAAUGGUCCUAGUGAGAGCCUAAAGCUUUUUCAAACACGUGUUCAUUAAUUGCAAAUGUCUUCAGAAUCCGUGCUCUGAAACGCAUUGUUCUCUCAUAAGGACCAUUCUUAAAAGUCGCAUAUUAUUAAUCAGGUUCUCAUGGGUGAUUUUUUACACUGAUAGUACAGAAUCUUUGUUAAAAUAUUACUGAGAUUAUAAAACCCCUCGCAAAACCUUAAUUUCUACUAAAGACUGCUGAAAUAGUCGAUUUGAGGAGUCGAAAAGUUUGAUACUGAAUUGUGGCGUAACUAGUUAUUAUAAUGUCCGUGGUAGAAGUUAUCAACCAUCUGGCUGCCAAUGUCAUGCCAUUGAGCAGCCACCUAUGAUUUUACUCACCAAGAAUUAAAACUACUACUACUAAAAGAUUUGAAUACUUGAUCACUUCGUUUGCUCUCAGUGGUGUUUCAAAAUUAUACUCUGAAUCUGCGUCAGACCUUUUAAUUAAGCUCAAUACGCCAUAGCAGUGAAAUAGUUAAGUAUCUUGAGUUGAGAGGCAUUAUUAUUCAUUAAUUUACUCUUACAUGCAGCGAUAACAUUGAAAUGCUGUUACUUGCUUGAGACCAUAUUCUGAAACGCUUCUGUCCGCACCUCGAUUGCUUUCAAAAGGCUCCAGUUGAAGUUACACGGAUUUUUACAGUUCUAGUGACAGAUUGAUAAUGUUUUUACAUUAUUAACAUGAGAAACACACUGAGAACCCGGCUGAUAUUUUCUGUGGCUUGGAAAAUAGUUGUGGUGAGAGAGAGAAGCGUUUCUGAAUACGAGCCUUGGUUUUCCCGUCACGUCAGCUUCUUGUUUCCUUUGGGUCAGAGAUCUAGAGUUGGUCAUAUUUAGCGUGUCACAUUUUAAAACUUGGGCAGCAGAGUCACAAAUAUUUACUUAGACAAGAGUGUAGUAAAUGUGGUUCAUGUUGUGAAUCACAAAUAUGAUACAAUUAAAAGUGGCAGUGUAGUAAAUAUAGUUCAUGUGAAUCACAACUAUGGUACAAUUAAAAGUGGCAGUGUAGUAAAUAUAGUUCAUGUGAAUCACAACUAUGGUACAAUUAAAAUUGGCAGGGUAAUCCCCUCGAUGUAAAAACCAGCGAAGAAAAACGUGUCCAGUAAAAUAGAUAGACCUCUUGCUUCCUUUGAAAGUUGUGUUUGACUGGGAUGAGCAUGUACGUACGUUUGGAUCUAUUUUUUGUUCACAACUAUGGUACAAUAAAGAUAGCAGGGUAUGUAAAAACCGGCGAAGAAAAACGCGUCCAGUAAAAUAGAUCCCUUGCUUGUUCUAAAAGUUAAGAAGUCUGAUUGACUGGGAUGAGUUUACGUUUGCGUCUUUUUUUUUUUUUUUGUUGCAAUUGUUUACGUCCGUCAUUUAUGCACACGAUUUAAGUUGCAAGUUUUUUAUUCCUCAGCAUAAUGUUAAACUGCCGUGUGUGCUGUUCUCUUUCUUCACUCACCAAUCACAGUGGAGCUGAUAUUAUAGAAAUGCGAUAUUGUCAUCUUAAAUAAAAUAAUAGUCACUCUACAAUAGUUAUCUUUAUCAUGUGUAAGGGAAAAAACCAUACGAGAGGCAGAGUAUUAUAUAUUCAUCAUUUACCAUUGUGAAUCAUUACCAUUAUCAGUAUCUUUAUCAUCAUCAUUCUACAACUCUUCCAUUAUCAUUAUCAUCAUCAGCAUCCAACAACACGUUCUCAUUAUCAUUCUCUCAUUAUUAUUAUCAACAUCCUUAUCACCAGCAACAUCCUGUAACACUUCCCAUCACUUCUUUAUGUUGGCCAUCGUCAAGUGGUCUCGGGGUUCCUUGGCGGCGGCAGUGAUGGGAAGUGAGGCUCUCCGGGUGGGUGUGAUGUAGCACUAGUUAUUAUAGUACCUAGUGAACCAAUUCCAAAAGCCAUGGGAGCCAUAGGGGCGCCAGCUGUAUAUACCCCUUCCCCCGCCACACGCAGCAGGCUUCUCCCCCUUGUAAGCAUCGCACACCACUUUCUUGAGGUCCUUCUCCGCCUCUGUCUGUUGGUUGUCGGUGUAGGCCUGGCGAGAGAAGAGGCGGCAAAGUAAAAGUGAGCGGGAAAGAUUGGUACUCUUAGUGAUGUGUGAAGGGUAAAAAACGCUGUAAUAAUUAUACGAGUUGUAUAUGAACGGUAGAGUUAUGUUGUUUAAGGUAUAGGAAGGAUAAACCAGUUCGAAUUAUCUAAAAGUGAUGUAUGAAGGGUAAUAAUUAAGAUGAUAUGAAAUAAGAAGCAUAGAGUAUUAGAAUCAUGCCUAGUGGUGAUGAAGGAUAAAGUUGGAAUUAGCUUCAUGAUGGAGAGUAAAGACCGCUAACGAUGCCGGAUGUAGGGGAAGCGUAGAUAAAACGAUAUUAAUAGUGGCUGAUAAAAAUAAAGAAUAAUACUAUGGGAGAAAUAAAGAAUGUGUUAGAUUAUCAAAUCAACCUUUUUUUUUUUUUCCCUCUCCCAUUCAAAAUAUGAAGGAAAUCAGGAACAAAUACCCUUUAGACUUUCUGAAUAAGUGCUUAUUUGCUACAUGAGAGAAUGGUUUGUUUAAUAUCUGAGCAGGGGAGGGAAGCGCCGCCACACUCACGUCAUUGAUCAUGAUCCAGGGUACGUAGUGGAGGUCUGGGGCGGCGGUUCUCUGCUUGACGCCCACCUCGUGAAGCAGGCGGCGCCCCUCUGAUGACGCGUAGCACCGCUGGAUCGGGGCGAAGUCAAUCCCGUGCUUCUCGGCGCACUGCAGAGAGAGGGAGUCGUUAACUAUCGUAAUGACUGCUACGAUCGUAUUCUCAAAAGUCUUGGUAUUUCAUAUCAACUACUAGUGGAGAUUAUUAGUUUCCAUUGGUGUUUCACAGGUUGUAGUGAUAAUUUAACAAAGAUUUUAUAUAAUCAACGUAAUGAAACACCCCAUCAGUGUGAAAGAAAAAAAACUUGUGAAAACCCGUCUGAUCUCUCUGGACCAAUCUUUUGAAAAUAAAGGCAAUUGUUUAGAAGAUUUAUGAGGUAUCAGCCAUCCAUGCUACUUAUUGAGUGAAUAAGGCUAAGUUAGGUUACAUUAAUUCAUAUUUCUUUAGAAUAGUUUGGGUUAGUUUUGAAGUAACUCAACCUAGCACAGCAAAAUCUGAAAUAACUAGCUGGCUGAUCUUCGUAAAACUACUGAUAUUUGCUUGGAUAUUUGUUGCAUCAUUUUCUUAAAACUACUGAUAUUUACUUUGAUAUUUGUUACAUUAUCUUCGUAAAACUGCUGAUAUUUGCUUACAUAUGAUUUUUUUUUUUUUUUUUUUUUUUAUUGUGGGUGGUGGAGGAAAUCGUGGCUGCCUUUAUCUCACCACUUGAUUGACUGGCCGGCAUCGUGUCAGGUGGUGGCAGAGUGUCGGGGGAGUCUUAUCAUGUUACCUGAGCGUACUCGAUGUAAAUUUGUUCUUAAUUCGAUUGUAAUUAGUGCCAGUCUGAACUAUGUUUUGUUAAUGUGAAUUGUAAAGAUGUCACCACUACCAAGAUAUUUAGUUUGUGAAAUGUAAUAACAGUAAACAUGUGGUGAAGCAGAAGCAGUUUAGUAUCUUAUCUGCUGCGUCCCGUGUUUCCUCCCAUCACCUCAUUCCACUCACGUGUCUGUUACUUAACCUUUGUACACUGUUGCUUCCUGUAAUUUUUUUUCUUUUUAAUUUCAAUACUACUACUACUACUACUACUACUACUACUACUGCUGCUGAAGUGAGGUAGGUAACUUGUAAUUUAGACCAUUCAUUACUGUUUAUAACUCCCAGCUAUGUAUUUUAAAAACGUUGUUUUCCCUCGUGAGAACUUUUUUCUAGGGUCGUAGAUGACAAGUUGGAUCUCAUGGGUGUUUUCCAUGUAAUGUAGAAUCCAUACUAAAUUGCCACUAGAAUUAUGAAAACGCACUUGGAAAACUCGCAAACUUCCACUAGAGCCCGUUAAAAAAUAGUCAAGAGGAGACGACUGAAGUUUCGAGAAUGUGGUUCCCGAGUUAACCCUUUGACUGCCACUUGGUAUACCUUUCCCUAAUUAAUCACUCUGAGACAUCUUUUCUUAUUCUACAGCCACAUCCAAUCUUUGAACGGGGAAGAAAUUGCUAAAUGUGUUCAUUUUCAUCGCUAACUUUUUUGUAGAUGUUUAUAAAGACUUCACGCAUUGCACCUGGGGCUGCUAAUUGUUUCGUGUCGCAGUGCCACAUUGUGUGACACUGCCAACAACACUCACGUCCUACGUUUGGUGGAACUGAUAAUGCAUAGUGUAUGAUUAUGGUGGCUAAACUCAAGAUAAUGAGGCCUCGUAUCUAAACCUAAUGGCAUUGUUGAUAAUAGACCGGUGGCGCUAGUACCACAGCAGGGCGCCAUGUUCUUUCGCCGCGCUAAUCAUGGCAAAAGAAAGAAAAAAAUAAAUAACUCGCUAGUAAUGCGCUGUGAGCAGCUACACGUUAACACACCUGCGGGCCAGCAGCGGCGGCCGUGAACACCGUCAUGACGCAGUUAGUGAAGGCCAUGAACAAGUCUUCGCUCUGGAUCAGCUUCUUGGCGCAAGCGAUCAUCAUGUUGCCCUCGCACUCAUCGGGGCCGUGCUGGCAUACGAAGAUGUAGGAAUCUCCGAUGGCAUAGUCCUGUUAAGGGUUAGAGAAAUUCUUACUGUGCUAUGAAGAUCCUGGACUUCCUUUUUUUUUCUCUCUCUCUUGGUGCGUGGACUGCAGGAAGAUUGUUAAUGCUGCAACUCGGGAUAAAAAUGGCAGUGCAUGCAUACCAUUAACUGUCUUUCUUCUGCAUUAUAAUCACUUUCAUAA
Scylla paramamosain (green mud crab) is the source of this 10916-nucleotide messenger RNA. RefSeq lists its product as uncharacterized. Gene Ontology annotation, biological process: regulation of membrane potential; nervous system process; chemical synaptic transmission. The transcript is spliced from 12 exons. The coding region runs from base 3264 to 5909 and encodes 881 amino acids. Lineage: Eukaryota; Metazoa; Arthropoda; Malacostraca; Decapoda; Portunidae. Gene Ontology annotation, cellular component: plasma membrane; neuron projection; synapse. Gene Ontology annotation, molecular function: extracellular ligand-gated monoatomic ion channel activity; protein binding; transmembrane signaling receptor activity. The record is from RefSeq and is a predicted model, not a curated record.